GCGGACAUUCUCGUUCAGGAAAUGUUAACCCUCGCCGGAAUCAUCAUCAGACUGCAAUUCCGAUGGGAACUCGAGCGGUGUACGAGGAGAAGCUGAGGAGCGGAAAUCUCCACCACGAUCCCACUAUCAACCCCGGCCUCGGUUCCCCUCGUUGUCCCCGUUGCCUCUCUCUUGGACCUCGAUUCUGUAACUCCUCAAUCUCUGCGUUUGCAAAUAAUAAAUCGCACUGAUUCUGACUUCUGUUUGGUUCCCAGGGAAAGGGUGAAUGGAGUAUCACGUCUGUAUUGCACGACGCCACUGCAGUGGCUGGCUCUGGCAUUGGUGGAAUGCUUAGUGCAGUUCACGGUUUCAACACAGGGAUCCCUUUUCUUCAAAGUUGCAUGAAGGGACCAAAGUGGCUUCCAUUUGUAACUGGGAUUCCUUUGCUGCUGAUGUUUUCUGGAGCAAGUGCAGCACUUGGAGGUUAUGUACUUCCAAAGUUUACUCAGCUUACCGUGACUUCAUAUUACGCUGCUUCAAGUGCCUCACAUUAUGGGAUUUCUCUGCUCACACGACACAUUGAAGGGACUCACAUUUCCCGAAGUCAGCAAGAUAGGCUAAGAUGACUUCUCAUGGUUACACAUACUGAAGUGUCUACUCUUGUGUUCUGUGUAGCUAGAAGAUAUUCAAGAGGAAAAUAACUUACAUAAAGGCACAAACCAGCUGGGUCAUGUAGCAGUUGAUCUCUCCAGGUUCUAUGCUUUGCCCCAAUUUCAUUAGUUUUAGUUGUGUGAGCAUAUUAAAUGUAAUUAAGGACUAUCUAAGGUGCAGUAAUUUACCAAUAUUCUUGUGUUAGGUUUGAGUAUUUUCUUUUAUAAAAAUCAACAGUCCUCCUUGAUUAAUAUAAGAAGAUGGAGUAC
Molecule: messenger RNA, 899 nt
Organism: Rubroshorea leprosula
Lineage: Eukaryota; Viridiplantae; Streptophyta; Magnoliopsida; Malvales; Dipterocarpaceae
Source: the annotation of a GenBank genome assembly